This is a messenger RNA of Podospora anserina S mat+, 891 nucleotides long. RefSeq lists its product as uncharacterized. The transcript has 5 exons. NCBI's taxonomy places the organism in Eukaryota, Fungi, Ascomycota, Sordariomycetes, Sordariales, Podosporaceae. Bases 1 to 891 code for a protein of 296 amino acids. The record is from RefSeq and is a predicted model, not a curated record. Gene Ontology annotation, biological process: rRNA processing. Gene Ontology annotation, cellular component: small-subunit processome; Mpp10 complex; nucleolus. Gene Ontology annotation, molecular function: snoRNA binding; rRNA primary transcript binding.
AUGAUUCGCAAACAAGCCAGGCAAAGGCGAGACUAUCUCUACCGAAAAGCAGUUCUUCUGCGCGAUGCCGAAGUUUCAGAGAAGAGGGCGAAGCUGAGAGCUGCCUUGGCUUCGGGCAAGCCGCUGGAUCCAGAACUCGCCAAAGAUACCCAACUGCGCAAAGACUACGACUACGAUGCGUCGCGCGACGUCGCCGAGGAUGAUUCUCUCGAUAUCGAUGAUGAAUACUCCGAGCUUUCAGGUGUCGUUGACCCUCGCAUUCUUGUGACUACUUCUCGAGACCCCAGCUCGAGACUCAUGUCCUUCAGCAAGGAAAUCCGAUUACUAUUUCCCACGGGCAUCAGACUGAAUCGUGGUAAUUUGGUGCUGCCAGAACUGGUCCGCUCAGCGCAAGCCGAGAAGCUCAGUGAUGUGAUUUUGCUGCACGAACAUCGUGGUACACCCACGGCCAUGACCAUCAGCCAUUUCCCCCACGGCCCGACAUUGAUGGCUUCCCUUCACAAUGUUGUACUCAGAGCCGAUAUUCCAAGGUCGAUCAAGGGAACGGUAUCAGAAUCCUACCCGCACCUCAUUUUCGACGGCUUUACAACAAAACUGGGUCUGAGAAUUGUCAAGAUCCUGAAGCAUUUGUUCCCGCCACGAGACGUUACUGCCAGCAAAGCCGCAGGCAACAGAGUUAUUACUUUCGUGAACCAAGACGACUGCAUCGAGGUCCGUCAUCACGUGUAUGUGAGGACAAGUUACGACUCAGUCGAACUUUCCGAGGUUGGCCCACGGUUCACUAUGCGACCAUUCUCCAUCACCAUGGGAACACUCGAGAACAAGGAUGCCGAUAGCGAAUGGCACCUAAGCCAGUAUACUCGCACCAGCAGAAAGAAGAACUACUUCUGA